This is a messenger RNA of Pogona vitticeps (central bearded dragon), 3714 nucleotides long. RefSeq names its product outer dense fiber of sperm tails 2 like (gene ODF2L). The record is from RefSeq and is a predicted model, not a curated record. Gene Ontology annotation, biological process: negative regulation of cilium assembly. Lineage: Eukaryota; Metazoa; Chordata; Lepidosauria; Squamata; Agamidae. Gene Ontology annotation, cellular component: centrosome; ciliary basal body.
CGCUUGCAGCAGCUGCUCGUGAGGUUGCCAGGCAGGGAAGGAAGCGUCAGGGCGGCUUUGCUUUUUCCCGCCGGAGAUCGCUGCGCCCGGCUGCAGAAGGGCGGCAAUGGAGGGUAGUGGGGAAGAAGAGAAAGUGACCCUGUCAAGUUUACGUGAACAGAACAGUGAUCAAUCUUGUGAAAAUGUGCAAAAAGAACCGUUUUCUUCUGGCUAUUGUGAAGAAUCAAGACUUACGCCAUACCUUACUUCUGGGGAAGCAGACAGACUUUGUUCAGUUAUUCAGUCCUUUGAUUCCAGCUUUAAAAAAGAUCACCCUGUGACAGAAACAUCCAGCCAGCUUGGAGAGUAUUUGACUUCUGAAAAUGAAAACGUGGAUAAUUCAGAUUACCAUCUUCCAGAAAGUGUAGAGGUGGAAUCUGUGAAGGAGGGUUUGAGUUCCUACAGCAGACUUGUGGAUAAACACCGGACCAGGGUGAAAGAACUGUUACUGUGCCUUCCAAGCAAAUCUCAGGAGAGCUCGUUGGAAGCAAGCUUUAGCGGGAGCGAAACAAAAGGGAUGUGGGAAGAUACCGCUAAUGAUGAAGUCGCUUUUCAGAGAAAGUUUCAUGAAGCAGAAUUGGCCAUAGGUUCCACAGAAAUGUUUCUACCAUCAUUUAGAGAAACACUUGCAAGAAUUACAAAAGCCUGUUAUGUUUCUGCAGCAGACAUGGUAAAGAUUACAAUGCAAGAGGAUUUGCUGAUAAAGGAGCUGGAGGCUCUCAACGAUAUGAAGGGACUCUUACAGGAUCUGCUCAGAGCAAGCAAAGACAAAGAAAUUAUCAGUAAACAGAUUGAAGAUUUGAUACAGAAGUUAACUGAAAGUGAAAUGGAAGUUGCAGUUCUCAAAAAUGAAGUGGUUCAGAAAGAGAGGUAUAUUUUAGAGCUUUCAAUUCAGCUUCAGGAAGAGAACGUCAAUGUACUAAAAGCAUCACGUCACUCUGAAUCAGUACAAUCAGUGCAAACUCACCUGCAGUGUCAGAUAGAGAAAAAAGAGGCUGAGAAUAAUCAGCGAAGAUCAAAAAUUCAGACUCUGGAAAAGCAGAUUUAUGAAUGGAAACGUGGGGAGCAUAAACAGCAGAUUUUGACUGAAAAGGAAAGAAGAGAGGAGAGGAAGAUUGCCCUCCAAAGAGCAGCUCAUGUUCAGAGACAACGAGCUAAACAUGCUAAAGCAGCAGUGCGGCACUUGAUCUCCAAAAUUAGGGAGAAGGAAAUCCAAUUGUCUGAGGCAGUUUCAGCUUCUAAUGUCUGGAAAAGUCAUCACGAGACGGUAGUUGAUGAAAAAACCAGGUUAGAAGUUCAGGCUGAUAAUCUGAGAAAGCAGAUAGCAGACCGUGCGAUGGAUCUCAAAAGAAUCCAAGAUGCUAGAAGAAAGGCAAAGAAUGAGCUUAUUGGACAGAUCCAUUCAAUCAUCUCUGAAAAUGAAAACAUUUCUCUUGAGAAUACAAAAUUAAAGGCUACCAUUGUUGCUUUGGAAAUGAGUGUUAUUUCUGCAGAAGCUGAACUCAUAGCAUUACAUGAAGAGGCACAGCAGCAGGAAGAGCUGGUUGAGAAAUACAGAAUUGAGGUGGGGAAAUUAGAAAUGGAAGCUACAGAAUUGGAAACCAGGCAUGAAAGGAUCCUGCAAGACAGCAAAAGGGUCACAGAAGCCAAGGAUCUAGAGAUGGACACGAUGAGGAGCCAGACAGAGGCUCGCUUGAAGGAGUUGGAACAUGUCCGCGACUUGCAGAAAGAAGCUGAAGAGAAGCUGCAGAAGUGUCAGGAGAGCCUCCUGUCCUGCCAAAAGAGCUGUCUUGAUCAAUCAAAAACCUUCCGGGAGCUACAGCUUCAGGUAGGGGACAGUGGUGGGUUCUUGGAACAACUUUCUUUGGAAGAGGAGAAUCGAAACAUUCAGAGGAAGUAUGAAGAAGUUAAAAGAAAACUAGAAGAGGUGGAACUGCAAAACAAAGAACUUGAACAUCAGCUAGCAAGCCAAGAAGAGAGUCUUCGGAACACUGAACUCAAGUUCAAACAAAAACUUGCAGACAGUGAUGCAUUAACCAGACAAUUGGAAGCUGCUUUGGAAGAUGGGAGGAAAAAGUUAACAGAAGAGAUGGAAAAAAUCACUUCUAAAGAGCAAGCCUUUCAAAUGAAAAUACUGGAUCUAGAAAAUGAAUUAAGAAAGAAAAAAGAAGAGCAAAAACAGCUUUCUAGAAGACUGGAUGCUAGAGAAAAACAUCACGAAGUGUCUUUGAAGGAACUGGAACACAACCUUCAAAGAUCAGAAAAUCAGACCCAGAGUAUUCAGAAUUAUGUAAAGUUUUUGAAAGCCUCUUAUGUAACCAUGUUUGGCUGAACUUUCCGUGUUUCUUUCAAAAAGUAAAGGAGCAUGUUCUGGGGCCCACGUGUGUGUCUGUUCAUCACAGCACAGCUUGCUGUGUAGGACCUUCUCUGCUAUGUUGUCUGAAGGUUAUAUUUUGUGUUAAUUUCUAGGCACAGACUCUUGGGAAAGCCUCUCUGUUUGAAAGAAGCAAACAAACCGAGCAUCAAGAAAGAUGACACAUGGUGAACAAAUCUGAAGCCACUCUUUCACCCUGAAUGUCUCUGAAAUUCAAAAGGUUACUUAAUGCCCUGUGAUAACUAGGAUGCCCUCUUCCAAACAACCCAAUUUCUUACUUUUGAUUUGGCAGAAUUUUUAUUUGGUCUUAGACCCGAUAUUGAUAAACUGGAGAUUUGAAUGAUGGGGAUACCAUCGAAAGAUAGCUGCCUGAAUCCAGAGAUGGCCUUUGAACUCCCUAGGAACCGCUCUCUUGCUGAUAUGAAUCAGGAACUUUGCUCGUCUCGAGCACAUUUCUGAGGCAGCCUCCCUCAGUCUGGUGCCACCUGCUCAGUGUUUUUGGAUUUCUGUGCCUGUAGUUUCUCACCAUUAGCCUUAGUGGCUGGGGCUGAUGGGAGCAGGAAGCCCAAACUUAUCUGGAGAGUCAUAGGCCAGAGAAGAAGGAUCUGAGGUCUUGAUUUAAGGUUACUGUACAAGCCAAGAACAAAACAGGAAGGUGGCACAAGUUCAGAGAAAGACUUGCUCUGAUGCUCACUCUGACUGGCUGGAAAUGGUCCUUCUGGCCUCAAUAUGUGCUGUAGUUACUCCGUCUGGUUCACUCCUCUUGAAUCGGGCAGAGUAGUACUAUCAGUUGGCUCCAGAUUAAUUGAAAUCCCAUUGAUGAUAUUUUAAGGAAAAACAAAUGCAAACCUCUGAAUAUUUUCACAAAACUAUAUUUAUGUAUUUUUAAUAAUUAAAAUCCAAUGUCAUGUUCUUUGCUUGAGGAGAGGCUAAACUUCAGUUUAGUGAAGCUGACUAAACUUCCCAGAGACUUUCAGGCUUGUGAUUAUGCUCUCCCUCUUUGGACUGUUAUCUCCUAGCAUCUUCCAGCUAGGAUGUCUGGUAAAGAGCCGUGAUCUGGGAAGCCCAUAUUCUGUGGUUGAAAAUGUAACUUUUCCAAGCAUUUCUUUCAAUUGGCAAAUCAUCUGAAAUAGACAUCCAGCAAAAUCUGAAAAAUUUUAAUGGCCAGAAUCCUGUUACUUGUAGUAAAUUGUAGUAAAAUGGAGAUUUCUAGGUUCCACUUUAUAGGUUUCAUUGAUUCAAAUGGGCCUACUCUAACUGUGACUUUCUGUCCAUUUGAAUCAGUGGAGCUUAUGGAAGAG